Misgurnus anguillicaudatus (oriental weatherfish) is the source of this 1324-nucleotide messenger RNA. The record is from RefSeq and is a predicted model, not a curated record. NCBI's taxonomy places the organism in Eukaryota, Metazoa, Chordata, Actinopteri, Cypriniformes, Cobitidae.
UGCAUUUAUGUCAGAGCAUUUUCACAAAGUUUUAUCUACUCGAGACUGUGACUUUCUGUAUGAGACUGACAUCUAGUGGACUUGUUUAUUAUAUGACUGACACACCUGUUUGUACACGUUUCAUAAACACAACCAGGAAAUACUUUGAGUUCAGAGAAACUGAAACUGAUUUCGGGCUGUUGUGUGUUUCGUCUUUCUUUCUGUGAGUACAUACAGUGAAAUGGCAGAAUCCAGUAUUUCAGUGGAUCAGUUCAUCUGUUCAAUCUGUCUGGAUUUACUGAAGGAUCCAGUGACCAUUCCCUGUGGACACAGUUACUGUAUGAGCUGUAUUACAAACUGCUGGGAUCAAGAUGAUCAGAAGAGAGACUACAGCUGCCCUCAAUGCAGACAGACCUUCAAUACAAGACCUGUUUUAAAUAAAAAUGUGGUGAUUGCCCAGAUGGUGGAGAUGCCGAAGAAGACAAAACUCCAGACUCCAAAGAAUCUGAAGGAUUUCUGUAGAGAAGAGAUAGAGAAGGUAUAUGAUAAAGUUACUCCUGAACCUGAGACCAGGGAGCAGUUCCUAAAAUAUUAUCAUCACUUCACUGCAGAUCCAAACACAGCAUAUAAACAUCUCUGUCUGUCUGAGGGGAACAGAGUGAUUAUUUACACAGCCACAGUCCAGCCGUAUCCUGAUCAUUCAGACAGAUUUGAUCGUUGGUUUCAGGUGUUGUGUAAUGAGAGUUUGAGUGGACGCUGUUACUGGGAUGUUGAGUGGAGGUUUCAGGUGGAUAUAUCAGUGUUAUAUAAGAGCAUCAGCAGGAAGGGAUUGGGUGAUGAGUGUCUUUUUGGAAGUAAUGAUCAGUCCUGGAGUUUGUGCUGCUCUGACUUCAGUUGUUCAUUCAAGCACAAUAACAUUGAGACUAAACUCCCUGUAGUGUUCAGAUCUUCUAGAAUAGGAGUUUAUGUGGAUCACAGUUCAGGAUCUCUGUCCUUCUACAGCGUUUCUGACGCAAUGACCCUCAUCCACAGAGUCAACACCACAUUCACUAAACCUCUCUAUCCUGGGUUUAGAGUUUGUGGAUCAGUGAAACUGUGUGAUAUAACAAUAUAAAUGAUACAGAGCGUCCACAAAUAAUUUUGUUAUAUUAGAAGUCUAAACAUAAUGAAUCAACAAUAAAAAAUAAUGUUAUACAAGCCACUAAAAUGUAUGAGUCUAAAUUAAUCUCAAUUCACUUAUUUUUAAAAACAGACAUUUCAUUUGUGAAGAACAUUAAUGACAGUACCUUUACUAUUUAUUAAAAAUAUUUCAAACGGUUGAAGAAAUCAUAAAAUACCCAAAUCC